Messenger RNA from Debaryomyces tyrocola, 1233 nucleotides. The record is from the annotation of a GenBank genome assembly. Lineage: Eukaryota; Fungi; Ascomycota; Pichiomycetes; Serinales; Debaryomycetaceae.
AUGACUAGGCGUAUAGUGGUUGGAAUAGAGAACUCAUCACAUAUUAAACGGAUCAAGGUCUUUUUGGAAGAGUUGGAUUUGUUUAAUCGGAACAAAAAGAUAAGUAGAUCGGGCAAUUUGCACCAAUUAUAUACGACAUGCAAGAAUAUAGAGGAAUUGGAAGGCAUUCCUGGAAAGGAUAUACAGAUAGGUUACUAUGAGGAAGAAAGUUCUGAUAGAGGUACGUUAGAAGGUGUUGUUAGAGGGUUUUUGACGAACAUGGGGUAUGGAGGAGACGUUGAAAAAUUAUUGAAACACUUACCUAAAAAAUGGUCGGUGUAUCGUCCAAUGAUUCUAUUGAAUCUGGGUACGUUUGAUAGUGAUGUGUGGAAGGGCUUGUUUGAAGAUGGAGGGCUUAAGGACGAAUUUUUUAGACACGUACUUUCGAGUGGAGUAUUUCCGGCUGGAUUGACCCAUAUCGCGGUCAAUAAGCCUAUCAUAGAACAAGACAUAAUGAGAAGACCUUUCAACAUAUUGCCGAUGUAUGGUGAUUUUGGGCCAGAGCCCACGGAGGAGAUGUUUGACUCUCCCAGUGAACAAGAUUUUGAACAGGCUUUUUGGUGUUCAGUCGUUCAGAACGGAAUAUACCAAACAUGGGCACCUCGGUAUACGAUGUUUUCGAGAGGGAACAUCAAAGAGAAAAAAAGGUUGUUGGAGCAGUGUCAAGAUGCUGACAAGAAGUGUGUGGUCGACUUGUACGCUGGAAUAGGAUACUUUACAUUAUCGUAUCUCAAAAAUGGAGCGACGGUCUUUUGUUGGGAAAUCAAUCCGUGGUCCAUCAAAGGCUUGAUAAAGAGUGUCACUGAAAACGGUUACAGCUAUAAGUUGAUCAGACGACAAGAAUCGUUUGACCAUGCUUCUUACAAUGACGGCCCAUCCGUGUAUAUUUUCCAUGAGUCUAACGAGUUUGCCAUGGAAAGAUACCUGCAAAUUGGAAAAGCCUUACCUCUUGCGCAUAUAAACCUCGGUCUUUUACCCACAUCCACACCAUCGUGGUCUAUUACCAAGGCUUUGACACGCAAGUCGUCCACCGGCACCGUAAUUCACGUUCAUGAAAAUGUGCAUGUAGAAGAUUUUGCCAAGAUAGGCCAAAAGGCAGCGGAUUACUUUGAAGGAAAUGUCGUUACCAUAAACAAGGUCAAGACAUUUGCCCCUGACAUAUGGCAUGUGGUGAUAGAUGUUUCGCUCGAUUAA